UAACAGUCAAAACAUUUUCUUUAGUUGUCAGAUUAGAAAUUGUAAUAACAACAAAGUCUAAAACAAAAGAUUAUUUUUCGCUUUUUUCGACCGAUUCAAUUGUGCUAACCAAUGGGACCAGAGACCUAAAAACUAGAUGUACAACAAACACAUAGUAACACCAAAAUCCGUACAAAUUUAAAUCAUUUUGUGAUAUCACGAUAUUUGGUAAAUUUUAACAGAGAUUUUUUUUGGAUCUUUGGCAGAGCAAGAACUAAAGGACCAACAGCGAGCAAUGGGCAAUGUACACCCACAACAGCCAGAGCAUGUGGACCCGGUGCAAUCGAAUAUGGACAAAGACAAAUUCUAUCGGUUCUUUGGCCUCCGCAUGGCCAACGAGGGUGAUGGCUAUGAUAUAACCGAGCAGCGACGACUCGAGAUACACCUGGAGCAGAAGCAGCACGACAAUCUAGAUGAUUAUGGCAAGCCUUCGUCCGGGGCAGUGAAUCGGUCCACAGUCAUACCUUGGCUAGGCGGUCUAAAGUUUGUCGAACGUCUCGGCAAUCCGGGCACUGUGGCCGAGCUGCAUCGUCGUUGCCACGAUAUGAUGCCGCAGACAUUCGACGGAUUCCGUUUGAAUGUCAGCCGUGCUCUGGGCAACUAUCUGACCGUCGGUCAUAGUCUGCAUGCGGGCAACAGGCCGCAGACGAUCGACUGCCAGUUCAAUUGCAGCUACCAGGGCGAUCAGGUGCACGAGCUGAGCGGCGAGUCCUACCCACUGCUAAUCGGUGAGAUGGACGCCCGUGGCAAUAUCACCGCCAACCUAAUGCACUUCAUAACGCCGUGCUGGCGCACCAAGCUAACAGCGACCAUCCUGGACUCGGUGGUGCAGAAUUCGCGUCUGUUCAUUGACUACUUCGGCGAGGACUACACCUGCACCUGUGUGCUGAGCAACAUCGAUGUGAUGCAGAGCAUGGGCGUCUUUGUCGCAUCGUACCUGCAGCAGGUAACGGCUCAAUUGGCGCUGGGCGUUGAUGUGAUCUAUCAGCGCGAGGACAUUGUGCCGGGCGGCCAGGCGGCGCUGGUCUCGGCUGUGGCGCGCUAUCAGCAGGACAAUCGACAGUGGUCCGCCAUGCUCAGCUUGCAUGCUCUGGAGCUCUGCUACACUCAGAUCUAUGGCGAGAGCUUGGGCGCCAGUGUUCAGCUGCAGGCAAACAUCCUUAAGCGUCAGGCCAUCUCCAGGCUGUGCUACCACUGCCAUAUGCCACGCGUCGGCUUCAGCUUUCGCGGCGGCAUCGAUACGCGCGGCGUCAUCAGCGCCGUCUGCGAGAAACGACUCGACCCGUUGCCCAUUCUGCUGCAGAUUAGCGGCAAGAUGAACCAUUUCAGCAGUCGUUUUCGCUUCGGCCUGGGCCUCAUACUGGGCUAGCCUAAAUGUGCCUGCCACCAGAGUAAAUUGAGUAAAUCGUGUAAGUUUCUAAAACACCUACUGGCCUUUUGAAAUCCGCACUCUUCUGUAUAGAUCAUUAGUUCCUAAGUCAUCGUCUGAGAAAAUGGCUUAGUUCGUUCUGCACCAAUCAGUUGCUCGCUCGUAGAGAAUGGGUAAAUUUACAAAUAAAAAUACAUCAUCUAAAUAUACGCCGUCUCCGUACACUCCUGGAAGGUGGGGAUACGAAGGGACCACAGCUUGAACAGAACCUUCAUUGGAGCCAGACGCAAAUCGAUUUGCAACGAAUUGUGCUUUAAUCUACAUGGAGUCUAUAGAGUAGUGUGUCAGAGUAGCAUCAAUCCCUUUGUAUUACCCAACGAGACUGUACCUAAGAAUCCUCCUCAUAUGUAGACCGCAAAACAAAAAGAAAAACAAAACACUU
Messenger RNA from Drosophila hydei, 1850 nucleotides. Its product is annotated as mitochondrial import receptor subunit TOM40 homolog 1-like. The coding region runs from base 275 to 1408 and encodes 377 amino acids. Gene Ontology annotation, molecular function: transmembrane protein transporter activity. NCBI's taxonomy places the organism in Eukaryota, Metazoa, Arthropoda, Insecta, Diptera, Drosophilidae. The record is from RefSeq and is a predicted model, not a curated record. The transcript is spliced from 3 exons. Gene Ontology annotation, cellular component: mitochondrial outer membrane translocase complex; mitochondrial outer membrane. Gene Ontology annotation, biological process: protein import into mitochondrial matrix.